ACACUCUAUUUCACUUACAUUUAUAAAUUUCUCUUCAAAGGAGUACUGUUGCCUCACAGCUGUAAGCACUUUCUCCUUUCAGGUGUGUAGGGAGUAUUCCCUGGGGACACUGAUUUUCCACCCACAUUCCAAGAUGUGCAGAUUGGAUUAAUUUGAGAUUCUAAAUUGGGCUCCAUGGCUCCAUUAAACACUACUGAUGUCAACUCCACAGCUCUCAAUAACACCAUUUUAAUGAAGAGGAUUUUGCCAACACUGUAUCUUUUUCUUUUCUGUGGGGCAAUUGUCUUAAACUCAUUGGCUGCUUGGAUUUUCUUCAGAAUUUCCAAUCAGUCUAGUUUUACUAUCUACCUCAAGAACAUGGUUGCCGCUGAUAUUUUCAUGACACUCUCCUUUCCUUUUAAGAUCAUAAGUGACUUUGGUCUUGGGAACUGGCAACUCAGCGUCAUUGUAUGUCGUUACUCUGCUGUUGUUUUCUACUUAAACAUGUACAUUGGAAUAAUUUUCCUGGCAUUAAUAAGCUUGGAGCGCUUUAUAAAAGUGGUCAGAAAUUCGGGUAACUCGUUUAUUCAGAGUGUCACUAUCUCAAAAUCCCUAUCAGCAGGAAUAUGGCUCAUGAUGCUCAUUCUUCUUGUGCCAAACAGUAUUUUAACAAAUGAAAUUCCAACAGAAGAAACUUCUAAACACUGUUUUAAACUAAAGAGUAGUCUUGGAAUGAAAUGGCAUAAGGUUUCUACCUAUUUCUGCAUAAUCAUCUUUUGGGUUUCUUUCAUCGUUCUGUUAUUUUGUUAUACAUCCAUUGCAGUAAAAAUCUAUAAAUCCUACAAAAAGUGCAGCCGAGAUAACUCAGUCACAAGGAGAAAAUUCAAUCGAAACAUUUUUAGUGUUUUGAUCGUGUUCAUUAUUUGCUUUGUCCCCUACCACGUGUGCAGGAUUCCUUACACAUUAAGUCAAACUGGCAUCUCAUUCAGCUAUCAAGGCCAGCUCCUGUUGUUUCAUUUCAAAGAAGGCACUCUGUUUUUAUCUGCGAUGAAUGUGUGUCUUGAUCCUAUGAUUUACUUUCUCUUGUGCAAAACAUUUCGACGAUUACUGAUGCAAAUGUUUUCCAAAACUGAAGCUGAUGUAAGUAACAGGACACCUUGCUCUCCAAACAGUGAAAGCAUACUCUAGGAAUUACUGAGCCUGGACAAUUCAGGGCGGACGGCAGAAGGUCUUUAAGAAUUCAUCUCUCCUGAUUGUCUUGAGAGAAGUUUGGAACCUCACAUUUGAACUCAGAGCAUCAUGUCCUGUUGAUACCCUUCCAGUGGCGCAGGAGCAGUGAUCUUGUCUGCUCAAAUGUCCAUCAGGCACAAGGCCGAAAACUUGAGGGUGUGUCAGCCACUUACACUCACCAGUUAACCUGGCAUGGGUGUCUUUGGGAUGGAAGUAUUCACACAAUUUGAACUUAAUUUAAACUCAGACUCUGGGGUUGUAAAGCAGUAGUGGGAAAUAACUUUCUCAAAAGUGGUAGUGAUAAUUAACUACAGUUCAUUGUACCAUGUAUAGAAGAUGGCAUUACACCCACACCCACAUUCCUUACCUUGAAUGAGUCAGACAUAGCAACUCUGAUAGAACAUUCUUCCUACAGAAGAAAUUGAAAAUUCAUAAAUGAAUACUAUAUGCCAAUUAAUUUAAUUUGUUUACAAAAUGUAAUACUUUAAUUAUUAAUUUAAAAAAUUUGGAUAGAUUUGAUUUAAAGAAAAAAUCUUGGAAGGAUGAAUGGAUGAUGCCUUCCAUAUUCAUUAGACACCCAGUUUACCUGUGCAAUGAAACAUGUUAAGAUUGGGGCAUUCAAGGAAGAAAAGCAAAUACAACAAUGUAAGAAGGGUACAAUUAUACAAUAUAGUUUGUCAUAAACCUUGAAAAUUGGAAUGAUUUAUGAAUUUAGCAGUGGCCAUUUAACAGUUAAGACUGUCAUUAAUACAUGGCUAGAUAAAAGCAGUUUACCAAUAUAUUGUAUCUACUGAGGUCAAUUCAUUGUCAAACAAUUCAGGGGUUUGGGAGGCAGAGCCAUUGUAGAAGCAAACCCCAGCCUUAGACAUGCUAACAGUUCAUCUCAGGGAUCAAAUAUGCACACAAUGACCAGUUCACCUAAUCUGUACAUCUCAGGGGAUGUGGGUGGAGCACAGGACUAACAAGAAAAAAAUCCAUGCAUCAUAUGGGAAGAACGUACAAAUACCACAUGGACAUUGAUCGAGAUGCAGGGUAAUCCAGGACAUCAGAUCUGUAAGACAACAGUGCUAUCUGCAGUAUUUAGCAUCAAACCUUUGAUUAUUGUUUGUUAAGCAACCCAAAUGCCUUGUGCUUGUGUCUAGUUUAAGUAAUAUUUUAUUGCUGUUUGAAUUUGCUGCUGCCCUAAUAAUGUAUUUUCAAAGCAGCCAAUGUAAGGCUCCUGCGUUAAACUUCAUGUAAAUAUCACACUGCAGCUACCUCACUUAAUGAAGAGUCAUGUAAACAAAUAAGAAUCAAAAAUAAGGCAUUGGAUGUCCAUUCAGAUAUCAAUUAUCAAUUUUGUUUAAUCCUAUAUAAGGUCACAGAGGGUGACUGGCAUUUUAAAAAAGAAAUUUCCUAAAAUCAUUUUGAUUGUCCACCAACACUUUUGCUGUACUGGUGUAUUGGUACAGUAUAUGAGACAUUAACUUUGAGGAUAUGGUAAAAUGUUUUGAAAUAUUGUAAGAAGUUUUAACAUAUAGCCUCUUCAAAACAAAUGUCAACCUCAGCCCCUUC
Molecule: messenger RNA, 2763 nt
Organism: Polypterus senegalus (gray bichir)
Lineage: Eukaryota; Metazoa; Chordata; Cladistia; Polypteriformes; Polypteridae
Product: P2Y purinoceptor 14-like
Exons: 2
Coding region: 175-1167 (330 amino acids)
Biological process (GO): G protein-coupled receptor signaling pathway
Cellular component (GO): membrane
Molecular function (GO): G protein-coupled purinergic nucleotide receptor activity
Source: RefSeq, a predicted model, not a curated record